GCCGAAAAACAAGGUCCAAGCUCGGGGCCAACCUUUGACUCUGAGAUUUUAUGUUUUUGUGUAUUAUCGGCUGGAGGGCUGACUGAUCAUUAACGCGAAUAGACCCGAGUAGAAACGCAAGGUCACGAUGGCCCACCCACUCUCCUCCCACCGUCGCUGCCCUUCAACUUUAUAGUUGAAAAGCUCUGUGGUGUAACCACUCUCGCUCUCUCUCUCGGUGUGUCCCAACCCGUCCUUCCUCCCUCUCCCCGGCUCAGCACCGCAGAGGCAGACUCGUCGGGACGCACGCUGACGCUGGCCAUGGCGCAGAGGGGCGACGGAGCGGGCAGAGGGGGCGAGGGGGCCGGGGGGCAGGUGGCGGCGGGAGUCGGGGGCCCGAUCCCCACGCCCGUGGCUGACCCCCAGAUGAAGUACACGCAGUUGUUCAUCAACAACGAGUGGCAGGAAGCCGCGAGCGGUCGGAAAUUCGACGUCAUCAACCCCAGCACUGGACAGCUCCUGUGCUCUGUCUCGGAGGCCGACGAGGAGGACGUGGACCGCGCGGUGCGGGCGGCGCGGGCCGCGUUCCGCCUGGGCUCGCCGUGGCGCCGCAUGGACGCGUCGGCGCGGGGCCGGCUCCUCGCUCGCCUCGCCGACCUGGUGGAGCGCGACCGCGCCCUGCUCGCGACGCUGGAGUGCCUGGACGCGGGGAAGCCGUUCCUCACGACCUACUCUGUCGACUUGGACGGGGCCAUCAGGACGCUGCGCUACUACGCAGGCUGGGCGGACAAAGUGCAGGGACGUACGGUGCCCGUUGACGGAGACUUCAUUUCGUACACGCGGCACGAGCCCAUCGGAGUCUGUGGGCAGAUCAUCCCGUGGAACUUUCCUCUGCUGAUGCUGGCCUGGAAGCUGGCCCCGGCUCUGUGCUGCGGCAACACCGUGGUCGUCAAGCCGGCCGAGCAGACCCCGCUGAGCGCCCUCCACGUGUGCUCGCUCGUCCUCGAGGCUGGGUUCCCGCCGGGCGUCGUCAACAUGCUGCCGGGGUUCGGGCCGACUGCCGGCGCCGCGAUCGCUCGGCACAUGGACGUGGACAAAGUGGCCUUCACCGGCUCCACCGAGGUGGGGAAGCUGAUCCAGCAGGCUGCGGGCGCCAGCAACCUCAAGCGCGUGACCCUGGAGCUGGGCGGGAAGAGCCCCAACAUCGUGUUUGCCGACGCGGACCUGGACCUGGCGGUGGAGCAGGCCCACCAGGGCUCCUUCUUCAACCAGGGCCAGUGCUGCACGGCGGGCUCGCGCGUCUUCGUGCAGGCCCCCGUUUACGACGAGUUCGUGCGCCGCACGGUGGAGCGCGCGCGGCGCCGCGCCCUCGGAGACCCCCUCCGGCCCGGCACCGAUCAGGGCCCGCAGGUGGACCAGACGCAGUUCGACAAGGUGCUGGAGCUGGUGGAGAGCGGCAAGACGGAGGGGGCGCGCGUGGCGUGCGGGGGCGGCGCGGACACCGCGGCUGGGGCGCUCUUCAUCCAGCCCACCGUCUUCACCGACGUGCAGGACCACAUGCGCAUCGUCACGGAGGAGAUCUUCGGGCCGGUGCAGAUGAUCCUCAAGUUCGAUACGGUGGAGGAGGUGCUGGAGCGGGCUAACAACACGAGGUAUGGCCUCGCCGCAGCCGUCUUCACCCGCGACCUCGACACGGCCCUCACGCUCGCCGCGGGGCUGCAGGCCGGCACCGUCUGGGUGAACUGCUACAACGUGAUCCAGGCGCAGACCGCCUUCGGCGGAUUCAAGAUGUCGGGAAACGGCCGGGAGAUGGGCGAGUACGGGCUGCAGGAGUACACGGAGGUGAAGACGGUGACCAUCAGGGUCCCGACGAAGAGCUCCUAAACACUCGAGGCCGCGGGCUGCCGCACGGUGGAGGAGGUGGCGGGGGAGGGGGGCGAUACCCGCUGGCCCAGAAAUCGUGCAAUGUCGAGCCGACGUCGGGCUAAGGUUGGGCCAACGGUUACAGCCCCGUACGGACGUUGGCCCAACUUUAGCAAGUUUCAUAAUUAGUUUUGUUUCUGUUUUGGGUUAGAUGUUUUUAAGCUAGCCCGCCACCGCCCGACGGCGGUGCCAGUCACGGGGUGGGCAACGUGCCAACUGAUUUUGGGUUUUCCAACAAAACACGGACGCUGACGAGGCAGAACGUGGAACAGCCCAGGCGAGACUUUUGAAAUGUUUCGUCCGACGUUUCACUGGAGAUUGCGCCUGUCGCGAGAGCUGAGCGCCCGCUAGCAACCUGAUGAUGCUGGAUGUAACCUCCAGCUAAACUUUGGGCAAAAUCGGCAACGUUUUUGUUGACGUUCUAAAUUCUACGGCGGGAUGUUCUGAUUAAUAAUUGGUUUAAAGUUCUGUUGUCGUGUAAAUAAAAUGUUGCGUCAUAAACCUUCUGCCACCCGACGCAGCCAACGAAUAAAAGUGCCCACGUGAAUAGACACGUGGCCCGAUGUAUCGCUGCUUCAGCAGCAGCAGCACCAGCAGGGGCGUUGUUGUUGUUGUUGAGUCUCGCAACAUUUGCGUGGACUACAUCCAGCAUCCUCAGGUUGUCAACAGGAACUCGGAUCGCGAGUGAAGGUGCUUCCUGAUGUGGGUCGGCAAGGAGAUAAAAGUAGUCGCGUGGUGGUGCCGUGUGGUGGAGGCGGUGGUGCCGUGUGGUGGAGGUGGUGGUGCCGUGUGGUGGAGGUGGUGGUGCCGUGUGGUGGAGGUGGUGGUGCCGUGUGGUGGAGGUGGU
This is a messenger RNA of Lethenteron reissneri (Far Eastern brook lamprey), 2749 nucleotides long. RefSeq names its product aldehyde dehydrogenase 1A1-like. Lineage: Eukaryota; Metazoa; Chordata; Hyperoartia; Petromyzontiformes; Petromyzontidae. Gene Ontology annotation, molecular function: oxidoreductase activity, acting on the aldehyde or oxo group of donors, NAD or NADP as acceptor. The record is from RefSeq and is a predicted model, not a curated record.